GUCAUGCAAAAGGAAACGUAUACCGAUGGACGCAACAGCCAUGGAAGGUGCUCAACCUCCUCUGAUGGUCUCCUCAGGGUUUCUUCCGGCCGCAACGCUGCUGGAGUCGCUGAUCCUCGUCUCAGAUGACGUGGCAUCGAUCGAGAAGGCUCCUUUCCUGCAGAGAAAGAACAUCUCUGCGAUGAUGAGAAGGAUAAGUCUACUGUCCUCGUUGUUUGAGGAGAUCCAAGAACAAGUGCAGAAGCAGCCACUCCCACCCUCUUCAGUGCUGUGCCUCACCGAGCUCUACUCCGUUAUUCGGAGAGCCAAGAUUCUGAUUGAGAGCUCAGUACAGGGCAGCCUCUUGUGGAAUCUCAUGCAAACUGAGAGCAUCUCCAAUCAGUUCUAUACCUUGGUGAAGGAGAUGGCGAGGGCGCUUGAUAUCCUGCCUCUCAGCUUGCUCGAUUUGAGCGCGGAUACCAAGGAGCAGGUUGAGCUUCUCCACAAGCAGGCAACGAGAGCCCAGCUGUAUGUGGACCAUGUGGAGGCUGAAACAAGGGAUCACCUCAUCCGAGCUGCAGUCGCAAACAACGAGGGGAGCCGGAAGAGCAAGGGAUUCGUUGAUCUAGUCAGAGUCAGAGACAGUUUGCGCAGCAUGGGUGUGAAUAGCCCAGAACAGAUUGCACAAGAGGUGUCAAAACUAGAGGCAGAAGCAGAGAAGCAAGCAGGGACAGGUGGGCUUGUAGUGGUUUCUAAUAUCAACAGUCUCAUCUCCUUGAUAUCAAUGUCGAAAACUAGUGUGGAAGAGAACUCGAGAGCUCACGUGGAUUUGAAGAAGCGUAAGGUGCCCACAAGCAAUCGCCAAGACCAGUCGUUUUCUAGUUUUAUGGCAGUGAGCGUACCUGAUGAGUUCCGCUGCCCGAUCUCGCUUGACUUGAUGAAUGAUCCUGUGAUCGUGGCAUCGGGGCAUACUUAUGACCGGAGUUCGAUUGCACAGUGGAUCAAUUCCGGUCACCACACGUGCCCAAAGAGCGGGCAGAGGCUGAUCCACAUGGCUCUGAUACCGAACUACGCAUUGAGAAGCUUGAUCCAGCAAUGGUGCCAAGAGAACAUGAUCCCAACUGCUGCAUCAGAGGUGGAAAGAAGUAGUAGCAAGAGAAGGUCUAGUGAGACUGCUGUUGAUCAUAUCUCUGUAACUAAAGCUGCUGCAGAUGCUGUAAAGAUGACGGCUGAGUUUCUAGUAGGGAAACUAGCAACGGGAUCGCGGGAUAUCCAAAGGCAGGCAGCGUACGAGCUCCGGUUGCUUGCUAAAACUGGAAUGGACAACCGCAGUAUAAUUGCUGAGGCAGGAGCUAUUCCAUUUCUGGUCACUCUUCUAGGUUCACCUGAUUCGAGAAUCCAGGAAAAUGCGGUGACUGCAUUGCUCAACCUCUCCAUACACGAGAACAACAAAAUGCUCAUCAUGGCUGCUGGAGCGAUUGACAGCAUAGUGGAAGUUCUGCAAUCAGGAAACACAAUGGAAGCGAAAGAGAAUGCAGCAGCAACAAUUUUCAGUCUGUCAAUAAUAGGUGAGCAUAAAGCAAUAAUUGGUGCUCACCCACGAGUUAUUCCAGCAUUGGUGCGGCUCCUAGGGGAAGGAACAGCUGCAGGAAAACGCGAUGCUGCAACAGCGCUCUUCAACCUUGCACUCUUCAAUGCUAACAGAGGCAAGGUAAUAAUUUCGGGCGCAGUUCCGUUGCUUAUUGAGCUGCUGACAGAUGAUAAGGCAGGUAUCACAGAUGAUGCUCUAGCAGUGCUUUCCCUUCUCUUGGGAUGUGCUCAAGGACUGGAAGAGAUACGGAGGAGCCGUGAUCUUGUGCCCCUUCUUAUCGAUCUUUUGAGGUUCGGGUCUUCCAGGGGGAAGGAGAAUGCAAUCACCCUUCUACUUGGACUCUGUAAAGAUGGGGGAGAGGAAGUUGCACCAAGACUGUUGAUGAAUCCAUACAGCAUUCCUUCUCUUCAGAGACUAACAGCAGAUGGCUCAUUGAAAGCUCGACGAAAAGCUGAUGCACUGCUUAGAAUACUCAACAGAUGCUGCUUUUAAAUCCCACUUCAUGUUGGAUGUUAAAUAGUCUUCAAUUUAUUCUUCAACUUCUUGUCCCUAAACCCUGUUAUACCCCAUUGAUCAAUAUCUUCUGUAAAUCUGUACACAGCACCGACAUACAGAUUAUUUCUAUUACAUAAGCAAUACCUUACUUUGUAUUUUGCAUCCAAAUA
Molecule: messenger RNA, 2235 nt
Organism: Salvia hispanica
Lineage: Eukaryota; Viridiplantae; Streptophyta; Magnoliopsida; Lamiales; Lamiaceae
Product: U-box domain-containing protein 1-like
Biological process (GO): cell surface receptor signaling pathway; protein ubiquitination
Molecular function (GO): ubiquitin-protein transferase activity; protein binding
Source: RefSeq, a predicted model, not a curated record